Messenger RNA from Diprion similis, 3438 nucleotides. RefSeq names its product glutamate receptor 1 (gene GluRIB). The transcript is spliced from 20 exons. Gene Ontology annotation, cellular component: plasma membrane; postsynaptic membrane. The record is from RefSeq and is a predicted model, not a curated record. Lineage: Eukaryota; Metazoa; Arthropoda; Insecta; Hymenoptera; Diprionidae. Gene Ontology annotation, molecular function: transmitter-gated monoatomic ion channel activity involved in regulation of postsynaptic membrane potential; glutamate-gated receptor activity. Bases 15 to 2882 code for a protein of 955 amino acids. Gene Ontology annotation, biological process: synaptic transmission, glutamatergic; modulation of chemical synaptic transmission; monoatomic ion transport.
CCGGAGCUAGGAAGAUGUCGCCGGCUCCCGGUAGAUUUGACCGCGAGUCGGUAUCACCCCGGAAGUUCCGGGGACCGCGACGCCGCGUUUUUCACUUUGCCAAUUUCCCCGCCGCCACCGCUGCAGUGAUCCUUGUUUUUCUCGUGCUCGUGCCCGCGGUCACCCCCGACACGAUUCCCAUAGGUGCCAUAUUCGAACAGGGUAACGACGAGGUACAAUCUGUGUUCAAAUUCGCCAUGCUUAACUACAACGAGAACGUCACCGGACGCCGGUUCGAGCUGCAGGCGUUUGUCAACGUGAUCAACACCGCAGACGCCUUCAAGUUGUCUCAUCUCAUAUGCAACCAAUUCAGCAGAGGCGUUUACUCCAUGCUGGGCGCCGUAAGUCCAGACUCGUUCGACACUCUCCAUUCGUACAGCAAUACGUUUCAGAUGCCGUUCGUUACGCCUUGGUUCCCUGAAAAGGUGCUGACACCGUCGUCGGGAUUUUUGGAUUAUGCGAUAAGCAUGCGGCCGGAUUAUCAUCGGGCCAUAAUCGACACGGUGCGAUACUACGGCUGGAAGAAAAUCAUCUAUCUCUACGACUCCCAUGACGGUCUCCUGAGACUGCAACAAAUAUACCAAGGAUUGAGGCCAGGCAACGAUUCUUUCCAGGUGGAAACGGUAAAGAGGAUACAGAACAUGUCAGAGGCGAUCGAUUUUCUUCGAAGCCUCGAGGAAUUGAGUAGGUGGAGCAACAAAUACGUGGUCCUUGAUUGCCCGACCGAUAUGGCGAAGGACAUCGUAGUCAGCCACGUCAGAGACGUAGCCUUGGGAAAAAGGACGUAUCACUAUCUUCUGAGCGGAUUGAUAAUGGACGACCGUUGGGAGAGUGAGGUGAUCGAGUACGGGGCGAUCAACAUCACCGGAUUUCGCAUCGUGGACGCCACUCGACGCCAUGUCAAGGAGUUCCUCUCGAAGCUGGCUACUUCCCAAGGCGCCGGUCGCGAGUCCAUUUCCGCUCAGGCAGCGCUCAUGUACGAUGCCGUCUUCGUCCUCGUCGAGGCGUUCAGCAAGAUGCUGCGCAAGAAGCCGGAUCAGUUCAAGAGCAACGUCAGACGCAACGGCGUAUCGGGGAGCGGUCAUCAGGCCAAUGCGACAAGGGCCCUGGACUGCAACCCUAGCCAGGGGUGGGUGACUCCCUGGGAGCACGGUGACAAGAUUUCGAGGCAUCUGAGAAAGGUCGAGAUCGAGGGUCUGACGGGUGAAAUUCGAUUCAACGACGAUGGCCGCCGUCAGAACUACACCCUCCACGUUGUCGAAAUGACCGUAAAUAGCGCGAUGGUCAAGGUUGCCGAAUGGACCGACGAGGCUGGAUUCCAACCGAUAGCGGCGAAGUACGUGCGACUUCGACCCCAGUCGGAGAUCGAAAAGAACAGGACGUACAUCGUGACAACGAUCGUGGAGGAGCCAUACAUCAUGCUGCGAAAGCCGGAACCGGGCGAAACGCUAACAGGAAAUAACCGAUUUGAAGGCUACUGCAAAGAUCUUGCAGAUCUGAUAGCGAAGAAGCUCGACAUAACUUACGAACUGCGGAUCGUCAAGGACGGCAAAUACGGGACGGAAAAUCCUGACGUGAACGGUGGCUGGGACGGAAUGGUCGGCGAACUGAUUCGAAAGGAAGCGGAUAUCGCCAUCGCCUCGAUGACAAUAACGUCGGAACGAGAACGCGUCAUCGACUUCACAAAGCCCUUUAUGUCCUUGGGUAUCAGCAUCAUGAUAAAGAAGCCGAUAAAACAGAAACCUGGCGUAUUCAGUUUCCUGAAUCCUCUCAGCAAGGAGAUUUGGGUCUGCGUCAUAUUCUCGUACAUCGGGGUUUCCAUCGUCCUCUUCAUAGUCUCCAGGUUCUCUCCGUACGAAUGGAGGCUCCUUCAAAUCAACGGUGGAAAUGACCCGAUGGCAGGGGCAAGAGGAGAUCCUGGACUUCCGCAUCCUCAUGCUCCUCACGGUUCCCCUCACACGCCACAUUCCAGUAUGGCGAACGACUUCAGCAUUCUUAAUAGCCUCUGGUUCUCUUUAGGCGCAUUUAUGCAACAGGGCUGUGACAUUUCGCCGAGAUCAAUUUCGGGGCGGAUCGUUGGAAGCGUUUGGUGGUUUUUCACAUUGAUACUGAUUUCAUCGUACACUGCAAACUUGGCGGCAUUUCUGACCGUCGAGAGGAUGGUGGCGCCGAUAAACUCCCCGGAGGAUCUGGCUUCCCAAACCGAAGUCCAAUACGGCACACUAUCCCACGGAUCAACCUGGGACUUUUUCAGGAGGUCGCAGAUCACCCUCUACAGCAAAAUGUGGGAGUUCAUGAACUCGCGGAAACACGUCUUCGUCAAAACGUACGACGAGGGUAUCCGGAGGGUGAGAACGAGCAAGGGAAAAUACGCGCUGCUAAUCGAGAGUCCGAAGAACGAGUACAUCAACGAGCGAGAACCCUGCGACACAAUGAAAGUGGGGCGAAACCUUGACGCGAAGGGUUUCGGGGUCGCAACGCCCCUCGGUUCUCCUUUGAAGGACAGCAUUAAUCUGGCGGUCCUGUCGCUGAAGGAAAACGGAGAGCUGACCAAGCUGACCAACCGAUGGUGGUACGACCGGACGGAGUGCAGACACGGCGACAAGCAGGACGCCUCGAGGAACGAGUUGUCGCUGAGCAACGUCGCCGGAAUAUUCUACAUCCUGAUAGGAGGGCUGCUGGUCGCCCUCGCCGUCGCACUUCUAGAAUUUUGCUACAAAUCGCACACCGAAGCGACCAGAGCAAAGAUCCCCUUGUCAGACGCGAUGAAAGCAAAAGCUAGACUGACGAUCGGCGGCGGUCGUGACUUCGACAACGGACGGUGGUACGGACUGCAGAGUUAGACGGAGGAUGCAUGCGCCUAUCCCGGGACCAUAUUACUACGCGCCAGCGAAUGCGAUUGGCAAUGCCGAGAACGACCAAGUGCACAGCAAUACCCACACGCAGGUUUAGGUUCGUCCGACGCAACGCGAUUUACACCCCCAGCCCCACCCCCGCCCCCGCCGCCACCUCCGCCUCCGCCUCCGCCACCCCCAGCAAGGCCGAGCAGAAGCGUAACAUUCGCUGAACCACCGCCGAGGAGCCCGAAGCCAAGACGCAGGGCGAGUAUGGCUGCCCUGGAAAUAGCCGUGCCCUGGAUGCCUGCGCCCCAAGGCCCUCGGACCAGUGGAACUUCCGGUUCGAACAGGAAGCCGGAAUACGUAACUUGAAACAAAAGCCGGUUCCAGCGGUGAAAACUUGGCCCGAAUACGCGUGCGCAUUACGUCUAUCCUUCAACGCAUUCGGUGAAUCAGAGAACUACUUUUUUACUCUCAGUGCGGGAAGGUUGGAUGUUGUUGCAUUAAUGUGCAUUGAAAAUCGAUCUUUUCAUGCGUUGUUGGGGUUGUUGGAAAUUUUCAA